Messenger RNA from Closterium sp. Naga37s-1, 1416 nucleotides. The record is from the annotation of a GenBank genome assembly. NCBI's taxonomy places the organism in Eukaryota, Viridiplantae, Streptophyta, Zygnematophyceae, Desmidiales, Closteriaceae.
AUGAAGACGGCCAAGACCAUGAAGACGGCCAAGACCAUGAAGACGGCCAAGACCAUGAAGACGGCCAAGACCAUGAAGACGGCCAAGACCAUCAAGACGGCCAAGACCAUCAAGACGGCCAAGACCAUGAAGACGGCCAAGACCAUGAAGACGGCCAAGACCAUGAAGACGGCCAAGACCAUGAAGACGGCCAAGACCAUCAAGACGGCCAAGACCAUCAAGACGGCCAAGACCAUGAAGACGGCCAAGACCAUCAAGACGGCCAAGACCAUCAAGACGGCCAAGACCAUGAAGACGGCCAAGACCAUCAAGACGGCCAAGACCAUGAAGACGGCCAAGACCAUGAAGACGGCCAAGACCAUGAAGACGGCCAAGACCAUCAAGACGGCCAAGACCAUGAAGACGGCCAAGACCAUGAAGACGGCCAAGACCAUCAAGAUGGCCAAGACCAUCAAGCCGGCCAAGACCAUGAAGACGGCCAAGACCAUGAAGACGGCCAAGACCAUCAAGACGGCCAAGACCAUCAAGACGGCCAAGACCAUCAAGACGGCCAAGACCAUCAAGACGGCCAAGACCAUCAAGACGGCCAAGACCAUCAAGACGGCCAAGACCAUGAAGACGGCCAAGACCAUGAAGACGGCCAAGACCAUCAAGACGGCCAAGACCAUGAAGACGGCCAAGACCAUCAAGACGGCCAAGACCAUGAAGACGGCCAAGACCAUCAAGACGGCCAAGACCAUGAAGACGGCCAAACGGCCAACCAUCAAGACGGCCAAAGCCAUCAAGACGGCCAAGACCAUCAAGACGGCCAAGACCAUCAAGACGGCCAAGACCAUCAAGACGGCCAAGAUCAUCAAGACGGCCAAGACCAUGAAGACGGCCAAGACCAUCAAGACGGCCAAGACCAUGAAGACGGCCAAGACCAUGAAGACGGCCAAGACCAUGAAGACGGCCAAGACCAUGAAGACGGCCAAGACCAUCAAGACGGCCAAGACCAUCAAGACGGCCAAGACCAUCAAGACGGCCAAGACCAUGAAGACGGCCAAGACCAUGAAGACGGCCAAGACCAUGAAGACGGCCAAGACCAUGAAGACGGCCAAGACCAUGAAGACGGCCAAGACCAUGAAGACGGCCAAGACCAUGAAGACGGCCAAGACCAUGAAGACGGCCAAGACCAUCAAGACGGCCAAGACCAUCAAGACGGCCAAGACCAUCAAGACGGCCAAGACCAUCAAGACGGCCAAGACCAUCAAGACGGCCAAGACCAUCAAGACGGCCAGACCAUUCAAGACGGCCCAAGACAUCAAGACGGCCAAGACCAUCAAGACGGCCAAGACCAUCAAGACGGCCAAGACCAUCAAGACGGCCAAGACCAUUCAAGACGGCCAAGACCAUUCAAGACGGCCAAGACCAUGA